Molecule: messenger RNA, 2571 nt
Organism: Parascedosporium putredinis
Lineage: Eukaryota; Fungi; Ascomycota; Sordariomycetes; Microascales; Microascaceae
Source: the annotation of a GenBank genome assembly
AUGCUUCCUUUUCUCCCCAUCCCCGAACGCAUCCAUCUCCAUCUGCUUUCCGCAUCCCGUAUCUCCUCCAUUCAUUUCCGCCCACGGCCGAGCCGUCUUUCCAACUACACGAACCCUACUUCCGUCCGAGAUGACAAGACCCCGCAAAACGUCACUCCUUUCGGCAAUGGAAGUAUCCCCAACAUCUGCUCAUCCCCGAGCCGUAAGCGAGACUCUUACUUUGGCAGCCAGGAUCAAACCUUUGGCCACACGAUCAGGGGUAGCUUUUCGUCUCGACCCAAGUCCUUUCUAGACGAUGAGAAGGAUGUCCGAGGAUUUCCGAGUGCCAUCAACGGCUUCGACAUGGACGUGUCUCGUCGCCAGGAAGCCCGUCCUUCCACUUCCGAUUAUCCUAGACUUCGGGCUGUUGGUGAUGGUCCAUCUAGAGAUCCCAGCAUGCCUCCAUCUCGGGGCACCAACGAAUCACCAGGAUUCCAGGAGCGCUUCCCCUUCCAAGGCCAUACCCCCAGCAACUCCAUGUCCAUGGGACUAUCUAGGGCAUCCCUUGCCCAGCCACUCCCCUACACCGUUGGGGCCCCCACCCAUAGCCUCGAUGCCGCAAACGCCUACGACUUCAACCCUCGUCAGCAGGUGGAUGGCUCGGGCCUGCCAAGCAUGAAAGGACUGUCGUUGGACGAGCGCUCCAGCCCGAGUGCGAAUGGCAUCAGCAGCCUCCCCUUUGUACCUGGUCAGCAUGCUUUUGACCCCUCGUUGACGUCUCCGCCAUGGCCUGGCGAAAGCCAUGGGCAGCGCUACAUGGGUGCAAUCGCAACUCUAGACGGCUCAUCCAACUCAUCUGAAGCCCAAUACGUUCCUUCGAAGCGAGGGUCCAUCGCCGAGCAUGUCUCCCCAAGUUUUCUGGAGGCGCCAAGCAGUGACCGGAGAAGCACUCCCGGUGCUACUUUUGUUCCCCAACAGAAUCAGGCUGCCGCCGCCGCCGCAGCGGCAGCAGCGGCGCAACCCUUCUACUCGAGCGUGUCUGGGCUAUACUUUAACCCUUCGUUCCCGGCCAGCUUCCACCCCAACCUGUAUGAUCCGUACGCGCAAGCCAAUUACCGCGGUGCCAUGGUGCCCAACUACCCUCUAGCAAUCCAUCCAUAUAUCGCCGGUGGUGCAGGUAUCGCGCUUCGCGGCGUUCGAGACCAGGAUCCCAGCAAAGGAAUGAGGAGCGCACUACUCGAGGACUUCCGAGCCAACUCGAAGUCGUCCAAACGAUAUGAACUCAAGGAUAUUUACGGCCACAUUGUCGAAUUCAGCGGGGAUCAAUACGGGUCCCGGUUUAUCCAGACGAAAUUAGAGACGGCCAAUAGCGACGAAAAGGACCAGGUUUUCCGAGAGAUCGAGCCUAAUGCCAUCCAGCUGAUGAAAGAUGUGUUUGGAAACUAUGUCAUUCAAAAAUUCUUCGAGCACGGAAAUCAAGUGCAAAAGAAGGUGCUGGCGGCACAGAUGAAGGGCAAAGUCGUUGACCUCUCGGUGCAGAUGUAUGCCUGUCGAGUGGUCCAAAAGGCGCUUGAGCAUGUCCUCGUCGAACAGCAAGCCGAGCUCGUGAACGAACUUGAGCCCGAGAUCAUCAGGGUUGUUCGGGACCAGAACGGAAACCAUGUGGUACAGAAGAUUAUCGAACUAGUGCCUAAACAGUACAUUGGCUUCAUCAUGGAGGCUUUCAGGAACCAGUGCAGCCUUCUUGGUUCGCACCCGUACGGCUGUCGCGUCAUCCAGAGGAUGCUGGAACAUGGCACCGAAGAAGAAAAGAGGGACAUCAUGGCAGAGCUUCAUGCGAGCGCGCCGGUUCUUAUUGUUGACCAAUACGGCAAUUAUGUCGCCCAGCAUGUCAUCGAACAUGGAAAAGCGGAGGAUCGCUCGCUGAUGAUUGGCGUUGUCCUCGACAACCUUGUGGCGCUCUCGAAGCACAAGUUUGCCUCUAAUGUUGUUGAGAAGUGCAUCGAAUUCGGAUCUAUUGAGGAGCUCCGCCUGAUUCGGGAACGCUUGAUUGCGGGAGCGACAGACGGCACGUCGUCCUUGCAGUUUAUGAUGAAGGAUCAAUACGGCAACUAUGUCAUUCGUACGUGUGCAUCGCAUUCCUCCCUCUUUGCCGAGGAUAAAAAGACGAUGGGGCAAGAGACUAACAAUUUUGGUAGAAAAAUGCUCAACAAGCUCAAGGGAGCAGACCGCGAGAUGUUUGUCGAAGAAAUGCGGCCUCACCUCCUCGCUCUUAAGAAGGGGAGCUCUUCUCGGCAACUGCAAGCCCUCGAGAAACUCAUGGGCCCGCCCCCGAAUGAUUCGAACUCGAAGGCUUCCUCCAACUCGGGAAGCCGUCCGGCCUCGGCCCAUCUUGCUCUCCCAUCUGCGCUCCAAGUGGACUCGGCGACCCCUACGCCAGUCUUGACCAUGGAGCCCAACAGCCCGCAGAGCAGCAACCCGCCGAGCACCAACGAGAGCGCCGCUGGCGACGGACCUGAGGAGCCAAAGAAGCCAAGCACAGCGGUGGAGGGCGAACAGACAUCUGGAACCGUGGUCGUACAAGACGCAUAG